UCGAAGCUGAAAAGAGAGGAGGAAGGAAAAGAAAUAACUUUCUCCCAGCAGGCUGCUGGCUUGCCACAAAAUGUCUGUACCUACUGCAGGUGGAUUUGCAGUUCCAGGAUCGGACUCCUGAGUCAUCUCAGGACCCAUAUGUAAAUCUGUGGUAGAGAUCACCCUUGAAUCGAGGGAUCACCAAUCAAUCACACAAUAGUCUCAUAAGCAAACUAGGGAAUGUGAUCUAUAUGAAGUUAUAAGCACAAGACACAGCUGUUUCGGAGUUAAAAUGGAAAAGUACGAGACCCUGGGGCUAGUCGGAGAAGGAAGCUACGGAAUGGUAAUGAAGUGUAGAAAUAAAGACAAUGGAAGAAUAGUCGCCAUCAAGAAGUUUUUGGAAAGUGAGGAUGAUAAAAUGGUUAAAAAAAUUGCCAUGCGAGAAAUCAAGCUACUCAAGCAACUUCGACAUGAAAAUCUGGUGAACCUGCUGGAAGUGUGUAAGAAGAAGAAACGAUGGUAUCUGGUGUUCGAAUUUGUGGAUCACACACUCCUCGACGACCUUGAGCUGUUUCCACAUGGACUAGAUUACAGUAGAGUUCGGAAAUAUUUAUUUCAGAUUAUAAAAGGAAUAGGAUUUUGUCACAGUCACAAUAUAAUACACAGAGACAUUAAACCGGAAAAUAUAUUGGUCUCCCAAUCAGGAGUUGUAAAACUCUGUGAUUUUGGAUUCGCUCGUACUCUGGCAGCCCCUGGUGAAGCUUACACUGACUAUGUGGCAACGCGAUGGUACAGAGCUCCAGAACUGUUGGUUGGUGAUACCAAGUAUGGCAAGGCUGUGGAUGUGUGGGCCAUUGGCUGUCUGGUCCCAGAAAUGCUUACAGGAGAGCCCCUGUUUCCUGGGGACUCAGACAUUGACCAGCUGUACCAUAUCAUGAAAUGUCUGGGCAAUUUAACUCCACGGCAUCAAGAGCUGUUCUAUAAAAAUCCACUCUUUGCUGGAGUGAGGUUGCCAGAGGUCAAGGAGGCCGAACCUCUUGAAAGACGGUAUCCCAAGCUCUCUGCGGCAGUGUUAGAUUUAGCCAAGAAAUGCUUGCAGAUUGAUCCGGACAAAAGGCCAUCCUGUGCUGACCUAUUGCAGUGCGAUUUCUUUAACAAAGAUGGAUUCACGGAAAGAUUUGCUCAGGAGCUUAGGUUAAAGAUCCAGAAAGAUGGCAGGGACCAUCCUUUGCCCAAAAAAUCAAAAAUUAGCAAAAAGGACAAAGAUGAUUCUUUAGGAGAGGAAAGAAAAAUGCUUGAUAUCCAGGACUUCAACAUUGAUCCAAAGAGCAAAGAUCCUAAACUGUUCAAGGUGAAAUUAUCCAAAGCUGAGGUGGAGAAAGCUGACAGAUCUUCCAAUAUGAGCUGCCUGUAUGACAGUGGAACCAGUCCGUUCAAAACAGUCCCUCCGACAAGCAUGAAAGACUCCAGCAGCAGCUUGGAUUACAUAAAGAACCCAGGCAUGGUUAUUCCUCCCAUUAUCCCGAACCUUGCUACCAUCACGCCCAGUAUAAGUAUUAACUCUGGGAUGGGAACUAUUCCUGGAACCUAUAAUUACAGAGUUGAUGAGAAGACUAAAAAAUACUUAACCCCUUUUAUAAAGCAAGGGAAACAUUCACCAGCAGGGCAUUACAAUGUCAGCUUGGCCACGUCGGUCUCAAAUGAAAAGAACAUUCUUCAGGCAAACAAGAAAAGAUGGGAAUUCUCCAAGACAGAUGUGCGUUUGCCUGAGCUAAACUAUAACCAUCUCCCUGAACUGAAAGGAAUGGACGCUCGAAAUUCCAGAUUUGUCAAAAAGGAGAACAAAACAGUCUCAGAGUCUCGCAUUCCGUCCCUUGCCACCAUCGAUCUUCACAACCCGAGCCUGGCUUUGCAACAGAUAUCGGGAACAUCACUGCCAGAUGCUUCAGAAGCCAGCUUCCCUCGAGUAGAACGCUAGCCCGGAGAAGAACUGAGGAAUUGGGUACGUUUUGCCUCUGAAGCGUAUGUAUUACUUUCUGCAGCUUAGCCUCUUGUUGCCUUUCAAAAAGAACACUUGACAAGGGCUGAUACCUUUUGUGGGUUUACUGAAGAGAGAGCCUUCCAAUGUUCGAUAUCGCCAUUUGCAGCAUACGCGUGUUUAGAAUGUAUUUGUGCCGUUGCCAAGCAGGAAAGACCAGUGCAUGACUUUGUGAAUGGGUCCCUUUUCCUGUAUAGUGCUGUAUAGUUCCAUGCAUAUGAAUCUUGAUCCUAAGUGGAUUUUUUAUUUUUUUGUGGAACUGACUGGAGGUGUUUAGCAUUAGAGGGAGGGAUGGAAUGCAUUAUGGAAUUGUGUGUCUUCUGAAAAGGCGGUUACCCAACAAUGAAACAAAGUUAGUGUGUUAGGAUACUGACCAACUCCUGGCCUGGGGAGAAGAGCUGUACCCAGAGGUGGAUGAGGUUUUGUGGGGCCCUGGGCCAGAGUAAGUGUGGGUCUCUCCUCACCACUUCCGCAUGCCGUCCCUUUCUUCCCCCAGCGCUCCUGCCAGGGAAAUGGGGUUAGAGCGUGUGGGCUUAUCCCACCCUGCUCCCCUGCUCAGUGCUCCUGUCGGGGGGUGGGGUCGGGUUGUGGGGGAUCACCCGCUCCCUGGCAGGAGCACCUGGCAAGCAGAGCGUGGUCAGGGUGCAUGCCCAUUUUUCCGGGGCCCCCCAAUUGGCCAGGGCCCUGGGCCCGGGCCCAGUGGCUAAUCCACCGCUGGCUGUACCAACGGCAUCCAAUACAGUUAUCUUGUAGUAAACUAUUUUUCUUUAAAAACAACAACAAAACCGUAUUUAUGGCCAGUGGAGAGCCCCAGGUCUCAGUGAGAGAGCGCAGGGUUACCAACACUUAUGAGCCAAGAACAGAUGAUAACUCCUACACUUGAACCUUUUUAAAGAGAGAGAGAGCUGGCAAAUUUAACAGACCCAAAAGAGAGGGACGUACGGGAAACUUAGAUAACAGAAGAAAAAAUUCACUGAGACUCCAUGUUAAAGAAACACUGUCACCAUAAAAAUUGUCAAUGGAAAAUGUAUCAAUGUACUAUCAGUAACGCCUACAUUUAAAAGUUAAAACUGAAUGAAUUUUAAAAAUCUAAUAUACUUUUUGUCAUGUGUUUACUAUUGUCAUUUCACUAAUUUUGGGUAGUGAAACGUGAAGUGCUCGCUUUCCCUGAUUGGUUCCCAGGCUCUGGCAUAGAGCUGAUGUAUUUUGAUUUCCAACUCUACAGAGACUGUUUAAAUUUUAAUAAAUCAUGUUUUUGUGAAAUCUUUACAAAUCAUCAGUAUAGA
This is a messenger RNA of Chelonoidis abingdonii (Abingdon island giant tortoise), 3303 nucleotides long. RefSeq names its product cyclin dependent kinase like 2 (gene CDKL2). Gene Ontology annotation, molecular function: protein serine/threonine kinase activity; ATP binding. Gene Ontology annotation, biological process: protein phosphorylation. Lineage: Eukaryota; Metazoa; Chordata; Testudines; Testudinidae. Gene Ontology annotation, cellular component: nucleus. The record is from RefSeq and is a predicted model, not a curated record.